AUAAAAUGAAGGCAUGUUCUGCAAGCUCUAUUUGAACUCCUCACUUUCUGUUGCACAGCAAUCUGAGUGAGAACUUAUCCAGAGCCAAAAAAGAGAAAUUAAACUAACGGACUAAGCUGCGCCAGGAAAAGUAUUGGCUGUGGAAAACAGCCCCACACUGAAAAACCUGUUUCCGUAUUGUCUUCUUCUUGAAACUUUAUCUGCAGCCCACCAUGAACGACAUUUAUUCUGGAAAGCCCGAGAGCCCAAAAAGGCUUUCUGAUGAACUAAAAUCUGAGAGCAAAUUAAUAGAACAUGCUGGACAAAUGCAAGUUUAUAGCAUUCCUCUGAAAGAGCAGGAAGUCAAAAUAAAUGGGUGCAAGUUCUUCAGUUUUGGAGAACUCAGCAAAGUUGGUGGCAUAAAGCAAAGUCGUACCAUCCUGGUCCUUGGAGCCACGGGUGCUGGGAAGUCCACCCUCAUCAAUGGGAUGAUCAAUCACAUUCUAGGUGUGAAAUGGGAAGACUCAUAUCGGUUUAAGUUGGUGGAUGAAGAUGACACGAAAUCCCAAGCUCACAGUCAGACAUCUGAGGUGGUUGUGUACAAACUAAACCACAGGGAGGGAUUUGAGGUUCCCUUCUCUCUGACCAUUAUAGACACACCAGGCUUUGGAGACACCAGAGGCAUAGACAGAGACAGGGAGAUCACAGAGCAGCUGCAUAACCUCUUUUCUGAUAAGGAUGGCGUCAGUGAAAUUAAUGCCGUGUGUUUUGUAGCUCAGGCGGCUUUAGCCCGUCUCACAUCAACACAGAAAUACGUCUUUGACUCCAUCCUGUCAAUCUUUGGUAAAGAUGUAGCAGAAAACAUCAGGGUCCUAGUGACCUUUGCAGAUGGUCAGAAGCCACCAGUUCUAUCUGGUAUAACAGAAUCAGGCGUCCCGUGUCCCAAAAGUAAAGAUGGCCUGCCUGUUCACUUCAAGUUCAACAACUCUGCUCUGUUUGCUAACAAUACAACCUCUGAAGCAGAUGCUCAAAGUGAGGAUGAUGAAGAAAACUUUAAUCAGAUGUUUUGGAACAUGGGAACGAAAAGCAUGAAAAGGUUUUUUGCUGCUCUGAAUCAGAUAGAAACCAAAAGUUUGAUUCUGACAAAUGAGGUCCUGAUAGAAAGAAAAGAGCUGGAGAUUUCAGUUGAGAAUCUGCAGGUUCAGGUUAACCUUGGUUUGGCCAAAAUGGAGAUGAUCAGGGAGACAAGACACAAAAUUAAAGACCACGAAGCAGACAUAAGUAGGAAUCAAAACUUUGAGGUAACCAUACCCGUGAAAAGAUAUAAAAAGGUUGAUAUCUCUGGUUCUGGGAACUGCAGCACCAACUGUGGGAACUGUAAUGUCACCUGUCAUUCUCCUUGUACGAUGAAGUCUGACAGAAAACGAUGUUUUGUGAUGGACAGGAGUGAAAAAUGUACCACGUGUCCAAUGAAAUGCCACUACACACAACAUUUGUAUGAAGAGUACAUCUGGAAAUUAGUUGAUGAUUUCGAAACACAGACAGUAAAAGAGAUGUUGGAAAACUACAACAAAGCCACUGGAGAGAAGAUGACUGUUGAAGGUCUGCUGUCGGAACUAAAGGCUGAAUACAAUCUCAUGCAGAAAGAAGUAGAAAACUUGAUUGAAAAGUCAGCAACGUGUCUGAACAGACUGAAAGAGAUAGCCCUGAAGCCCAAUCCUCUCUCCACUCCAGAGUACAUUGAGAUGCUCAUUGAAGGAGAGAAACAGGAGGCCAAACCAGGCUGGAAGCAACGGGUCGAUUCACUGAUGAAAAUGAAGGAUAAAGCAGAGUUCAUGGCUAAAGUGGAGAAAGGAGAAAAACGUCUUCUUCAACAAGUGUCGCUUGACGUGACGUCUUAAUUCAACAAACACGCCAGUACAGCCAGUAGAGUCCAACUACAGCUUGGAUAACUUUGUUAAUUAUUCUGUCUGAAAACAGCAUUGAAAUCCUGUAUUUAAUCUUCCAACCUCAGUGUUGUAUAAACACAUUUUAUGAAGCCAGAAAUAAUUUCAACAAAGAAAUCUGUUUUAAAUAACAAUAUGCAAAAUGUCUCUGACUGAAUGCUUAAAACUUAUCUUUGCAUUAAACUAUUUUUAGCAGCACAGCAGCACCACAGGGGACGGUACUGUCUCCAUUCCUUUCUACUCUGUACUCUCUGACUUCCAGUACCAGACAGAUUCCUGUCAUCUGCAGAAAUACUCAGAUGACACUGUAGUCAUUGUGUGAUUUAAAGAUGGACAAGAAGCUGAGAAGUAGGGACAGAGCAGACUAGACUGUACCUUCUAAGGAAACUUAGGUCCUUCAUCAUUUGCAGUAAGAUGCUGCAUAUCUUCUAUAGGUCUGUUCUGGAGAAUUUGAUCUCUUCUUCCAUCCAACAGUAUUAGAGCUAAUGACAGGAACCUCGAACAGGAACAAGAAACUAAAUAACCUACUUUCUGAGCAUUCCUGCUUGCUCUACUUGUAGUCACUGGCUUUUAGAUAUUCUGUCAUCUUUCUGUUUCUCUGUUCAAUAGGAAACUCAUAAAUUUAAUCCUAACUGGCUUCCUCUUAAUUGUUUGCAUAGAUCACUUUUUUAUAACUCCAUUUCUUUUUUCUGGCUAGCCUUUCAUUUACACUGUUAUGAUGUUCUAUCAAGGUGCUAUAUGAUCAAAGGAUCUAUGGUAUUUUUAUCAAUUAUACGGAGAAGCAGCUUAUAAAAUAUUUCUUGAAUUUCAGUGUGAAGUUUCAUGUAUUUAUGUCUUUUUUUUCUUUAUCUUCCCCUGGUGUUUGUUGAUGAUUUCUUACUUGAUUGAGGUGUUUUAUUUUUGUUUUCAUUCUAUUUCUGCUAUUCAAUCAGUUAGU
Cyprinodon tularosa is the source of this 2862-nucleotide messenger RNA. RefSeq lists its product as uncharacterized. The transcript has 3 exons. NCBI's taxonomy places the organism in Eukaryota, Metazoa, Chordata, Actinopteri, Cyprinodontiformes, Cyprinodontidae. The record is from RefSeq and is a predicted model, not a curated record. Gene Ontology annotation, molecular function: GTP binding. Bases 213 to 1880 code for a protein of 555 amino acids.